Molecule: messenger RNA, 2064 nt
Organism: Mesorhabditis spiculigera
Lineage: Eukaryota; Metazoa; Nematoda; Chromadorea; Rhabditida; Rhabditidae
Source: the annotation of a GenBank genome assembly
AUGACGUUCGAGGCGGUAAUUCUGGGCCAGUACGUCUUCUCGGUGCACGACGAUCGCUCGCUACGGGUCUGGGACCUAGAGGGCGAUUCGGCGGCUUCGAUUGCACACGAAUUCGGGCACAGCGCAAGGCCCUUCUCGGUAUGCAUCGACGAGGCCGGCUCUAUGAUAUUUACGGGCGGGAAUGAUCAGGUUGUUUGUUCGGAUGCCGGCGCGCUCGCAUCGAUCCCGGUGGCAGCUUUUGAUGUGCCAUUUUCGACACCUGCCCCGCUGGCUCUGCAAGUGCGCGACACGAGGAUAUAUGGUGAUCAACCGUAUUUUAUUGACCAGACAGGGAAGCUCAACCGAGGCGGAAUUUCUGACGUGAAAGCCAUCACCGACGGCUCGGUGAAGGUCCGCUAUUUCUGCUCGUUCUCCGGCUGGAAUUUCGGCGGCCAAGCAGUCGCAUACGCCUGGUCCGAGCGCGCCAUUUAUGAUAUAGAUUCCUCGCAGUACGGCGAAUUCCCCGAUUUCUCCAUCGUCUCCGUGGUCACGGAUCGCCAUUUCUGGGUCGUUGCGACGAGCACAGACGUCUUUGCCCUCACCCCACAUGGCAAGGAUCUUCGCGCGGCUAUCAACUUCAACGUCCGUCCGCUACGCGAGAAGAUAGGCCGGAAGACGCCGUUCAUCGUGAAUUGCAUCUCCACGUUGCGAAGAGACGAAGCUGGUUGCUCUGUUCUUGUUGGCUGCUCUUCGGGUCAUCUAAUCUACCUGCACUUCGAUUCUGACGGCGUGGUGAAGCCGUGCGAAUUGUUAGAGGAGGGCAGACUCUUUGCCGGGGAAGCCAUCCAGGACAUUUCCGCGGAUGGGGAGUACGUUUCGAUAUUGGGCAAAUGCGGGUACCUCUUCCAAUGGUGCUGGCAGGUUGAUGGAGAUAGGUUGGCGCUCGAGCUUUUGCGGAAAAAGACGGUGGGAAUGGAUUGGCCGUGUCGUUUCCUGUUUGACGAGGAUCGCGAGUUCUUUUUCGGGUUUAGCUCGACAUCAGCCGUGCUGUACGACCGAAAGGACGAACAAAUCGUGUGGCGAAUGGAGUGCGGUGGCGGCAAUCGCCACUGGGAUGCGCGGGUAUCUGAUCGGCGUCUCAGCUUCCACUUUGUCCGCGAUGGGCGCCUACACAUUGUCGAUUCGCCGUUGUCGUUGCCCGAUUUCUACGCAAAGCCGUUGCAUAUUGGGAAGGCAAGGAACGGAGCAGUUUCCCGAAACUUUUUUCCAGAUUGUCAACAUGUUGACCAUUUGUCGAAAAACACGGUGCUCCAUCGACUUUUCGAGGCGGACGGGUUUGCCAGUCUGUCGGUGAUUAGCUCAGCAACCCCCGGCGUCUACCACGUUUGCUGCGGGCUCUCCAAGGGAAAUGUGGCGAUUUAUGAAGCGGAUUUGAGGGCGGAAAGUGAUCAGCGUGGGCUAAAGUCGUUCCGGAAGAUCCGGUCACUUUCCACCAAUGAUCACAAAGCGGCUGGUCGGCUGCAGGUGAUUUUUGCCGGUUCGACAGAUGCGAUUGUGAUUGCCGACGACGCAUCCGACGAAGCGUUCAUUUACGACGUCAAAUGCGGGCACAGGCUUGAUGGGAUUCGCUCCGGGGAUCGGGCCGGAUUCUCGAAGGUCCACUACGGCGUCUCAAAGCUGAUCGGCGCGUCAACGAAUGGGCGACUGUUUCGACAUGCGGGCUCUCCGCGCUGGCAGGGGAGCGGCGGCGCGUAUCUGGCGCUCGGCGAUGAGGCUGGUGCCAUCUCGAUCUGGGAUGGAGGACAGGCGCGGGCCGUCAAAAUGGAAUAUCUACAGGCGGGCACUAUUACAGGCAUUGCCGUCGAUGCGGCGCGUGACGUCAAAAACGGAACACUGCACGUCUACUCGGUGGCGUUGGAUUGCCGGGUGGCGGUGACGGUAUAUUCGAAUGGAGAGCUCCGCCGCGUCACCACCCGCCAAACGCAAGUGCAAGACCCGGCCGGGAUUGAGCUGGUUCGUGUCGAUGGAAAUAGCGCUGUCGUCCUCGUCUACGGGUCCGGAUUCGAAUUUUUGACCUUUCACCUU